CCCACCCCCGUAGUUUUUCCAGUACUUGAGCGAAAUGUGGAUGAAACAUGUGGGCUCUAAACACCCCAAUAAAAAUCACUUAACCUGUCAGUCAGUCAGGAGCCCCUUCCUUUACCUGGCUGCUGCUCCCCAGUCCUCGGAGUAGAGAAUAUGUGAAGUUUGAUAUUACAAAACCGGGGGGGGGGGGGGGGCUUUUUAUUGAGCGUGUGUCUGCUGGGGGGUGAGGUUUGGUCAGGUUAGAUUAUUACAUAGACCCGGAUGAUACUUGGGAAUGUUCUGAUGCCCUAUGAGAGGAAGGGCUGGUGUCUGGAAAUGCCCCCCCCCCUUUUUUUUAAAGAGGGCAGUGGGGAAGACAGGUGACAGUUGAUAUUUAUUUAGCAGUGGGAGUGUUUCUGGUACAGUGUAUAGUAAACUGAUGCUUAAAGGGUAAAUUGUGCUCCAUGCUCUGAGCCUGAGAUGACCCAUGUCUGGGAAAUAUGUGGCUUUCCUUCACAAUUACAUUCAUUUUAUUGGGUUUUUUUUAAUAUCCGAACUUGAUACCAUUUGUGUGUGUGUACCUUCCUUUGUGUGUUUUCUAGUUACUUUACCUGAGCAUUUAGGCUGCACUAUUCUCCAUAUGCUUAUAUCAUGAUGUUAUAGGAGCAGGCUGAGUAAAUAUUACUAUCUGAAUCUCACAUUGUAGUGGCAUUUCUGUGGGGAAUUUAUAGAUUUACAUUUAAAUCAUUCAAGAUUGUAAACUCACAUAACAAAGAUGUUGCUGCCAAGUCUCCAUUUAUCUGCACUGAUGUUGUCAUGAGAUUGAUGAUAUUUGUAACUUCUUUUGUGCUGCAAACCUUGUAGAUACUUGAAAGUUGCCUGAUGAUAGAAGGUUGCUUCAGUGAAGUAGUCCUCAGUGUAUGGUUUACUGUAGUAAAUAUACUUACCUGUGUCACUAACUUUUAAAAAAUAUUUUAAUUCUAAUAAUCUAAUUUGCUAUUUUGCCAUUUAGUCCAUUUAUUUUCUCUUUGCAAAUCACUGUGCUUGGCCAAACACCUGGCCAAAGUUUAUUUUCUGUCUGUAAUUAGUGUUCCUUUCUGGUUGGCUUGCAUUAGUACAAUGCUGUUGUAUUUUUGGGUUUGUAAUCUUGCAAGGAAGACUUUUAUGUAUAUUCCCAUGAUUUUUUUUAAAAUAUGAACAUAUAAGUUUUAGUCCAGCCUCCAUCCUUUCUUAACAAAACUAGAAUUUGAGUGUAAACAAUGUAGAAUGUCUUUUUAAAUAUCUUGUCCUGUUUAAGCUGUCCAUUCAUAAUAAGCUGUUUGUAUUUAAUUUUUAAAAAUUAAAAUAUAUCUCAAAGUACUCCUUUUGCCUCGGUACCAGAAAAUCAUUUAAUAGUUAAACUACAACUGAAAAUGUUUACCCUUGUCCUUUGUGACUUUCUACUUAAUGCAGUUUGAAACAAUGUAUAAAAUCCCCUAAGUAUGGGCUUCUGCCAGGACCUUAACUGGUAAAAUGCUAUAAUAUAUGGUGAAAGAAAGCACAGUACUCCACUGAUACUGUACACAGAGUUAGAGUAAAAGAUGUUGAGAUUAAGCAGUUGAGAGAGGUAUGUGACAGUUCUGUCCUGACCUAAUACAAGUGAAAGAUAGAGAUUGUUGUUGUUGUGCCUGAACUGUGAAUGUUUUAUGAUAAAGGCCGGCAAAAAUGACGGUAACAUUAGUAUAUAGUGUAUAUUUGAAAAUCUUUCUUGGCAUUAGUCAUGGUUUUACUAAACAAGUUUGAGGCUUCAUAUCGGUAACGUCUGAAUGUAAUGGCUCAUUGCAAUCUGAUUUAUAUUUGAUGAAUGAAAAUACUGAUGAUUUUAAGCACAGUGAUUAGCCCAAAUGAUACUUCUCUAACUGAUACAGAGAGAGGAAAUGCAGAUCAAUCAUUAUUCGUAGGAUUUAGUCCCGUGUUGUUUUUUCCCCCAGAAUCCUUGACCUUGAAGAUGGUGAGUAGCCAGCCAAAGUACGAUCUAAUACGGGAGGUUGGUCGUGGUAGUUAUGGUGUGGUGUAUGAAGCAGUCGUCAGGAAGACCUCUGCGCGGGUUGCAGUGAAAAAAAUUCGGUGUCAUGCUCCAGAGAAUGUGGAACUAGCUCUACGUGAGUUCUGGGCACUGAGCAGUAUCAAGAGCCAGCAUCCAAAUGUUAUCCAUCUGGAGGAGUGCAUCUUACAGAAAGAUGGUAUGGUGCAGAAGAUGUCCCAUGGUUCCAGUUCUUCCCUUUAUGUACAGCUUGUAGAGACCUCAUUAAAAGGAGAAAUAGCCUUUGAUCCCAGAAGCGCCUAUUACCUUUGGUUUGUGAUGGAUUUCUGUGAUGGAGGAGAUAUGAAUGAGUACCUGCUAUCCCGAAAGCCCAGCCGCAAGACCAACACCAGUUUCAUGCUUCAACUCAGCAGUGCCCUGGCUUUCCUUCACAAAAAUCAAAUUAUCCAUCGUGAUCUCAAACCUGACAACAUUCUGAUCUCACAAAGCAGAAUGGAUGCUAGUGACUUGGAACCCACUCUGAAAGUAGCUGAUUUUGGGUUAAGUAAGGUAUGUUCAGCCUCAGGACAGAACCCUGAAGAGCCUGUCAACGUAAAUAAAUGUUUUCUUUCAACAGCAUGUGGGACUGACUUCUACAUGGCCCCUGAAGUCUGGGAAGGACAUUACACUGCAAAAGCAGACAUUUUUGCAUUGGGAAUUAUAAUUUGGGCAAUGUUAGAAAGGAUCACCUUCGUAGACACUGAGACUAAGAAAGAACUUUUGGGAAGCUAUGUGAAGCAAGGGACAGAGAUUGUGCCAGUUGGGGAGGCACUUCUAGAAAACCCCAAAAUGGAACUUCUCAUCCCUGUAAAGAAAAAAUCUAUGAAUGCCCGUAUGAAGCAGCUGAUUAAGGAAAUGCUGGCUGCCAACCCACAAGACCGUCCUGAUGCUUUUGAACUAGAACUCAGAUUAGUCAAAAUUGCUUUUAAAGACAGCAGCUGGGACACGUGACCUCCAAUACCCAUAAUCCUCUCAACAGAGCUGCUUCUGUUUUUUAACAAUGGUGCAGUGCAGCCUUGUGGCAACAAAAAACAAAACAAACCUGAAAUGAGAACUUCAGUGUUUAGUUUUUACCAACUGAAUUUCUUUUGAUUUGCGUAAAUUAAAGUAAAUUUGAGUUGGCCAUUUUGUUAUAAAUACAUUUAUAUGUGUAUUACCAAGAUGUUAUACUCAAGUGUGGAUGUAAAGAUGAUCAUUUAUAUAAGUUGGCCAAAAAAAUUCAUGCUUUGAGAUGUUCUUGCUUUUCAGAAAUAUGUUAUGGAAUAUUGCAGACAUUCCAGUUUCCUAUCACAGUAUUAGGAACUCCCAUGGAAGAGGAGGUUUGCAUGCUGGUAAUGCAACCCCUUGUACUUUGUAAAGUAAAUCUAUGUGUAUAUAUUUAUGCAUAUGUGAGUGACUGAGCGUGUGAGUUUGCAUUCCAUACAGAGAAAAUGCCACUUUUGUUUAAAUUAUUUGGUGUGAAUCUGGGUGAUUGGGAUCUGUGAAGAAAAUAAAUGAAAAGCCUACUUCCCUCCCCACUCCCAAAUGAAUUGUGUUUUUUACAUUUUUAUUUUUAUAUCCUAUAAAUGUAAACAAAAAAAGGCCUAAAACUUGACUUUAUAGACAAAAAUGCAAUGCAAAGGGAUCAGAAGAUUUAAAGGUGCUGAGAUGUUUCUUAGCUGAGCACUUACCACCUAGUAAGGUUGUAGCUGAGGGAAUCAAAUUACAGACUUAUGUAAUCAUGUGCUAGCUUGUUCCUUAGAUCAUUAAUUAUUCUAUUUCAUUUUAUUUGGCUAACCAAAUACUCUAACACCUUAGGCUACAGUUUCCUAACAUGCCUGCACUUGUGCAUCUAUAAUCCAGUAGCAACUAAGCACUUUCGGUUUGUGAACUUGGUUUAUGAAAAUGUAGAUAAAAUAGUACUCUAAGACUCUUCCUCCUCCCCCCGCCAAAAAAAAGACUGAAACACAAUUUUUCUGUGCCCUUUUGUCUGUUACCCAGAUCUGUUAGUCACUUGUGCUUCCUUUCUUCUUGGCAUUGAUGCAGUUAUGUCACUUAAUGUGAUCGUGCUGUGGGGAUGAUUUUCUUAAAUGGUGAGCAUCUCCAUUUUCAAAUGUGGGAGAGAAGUCCUAAAAUUCAGUGUGUGAAUGAAAUAUUGCAGCUUCAGUUAAACCUUUCAUGUGGAAAACUUUAACCAAUCUUUGCAUUGUUUCUCUACAUAUUAAGAGGUAGUGUUUUAUUCCUUUUUGAUUUGAUUUUUAAUCCUGGGUGGUAAAUCUAAAAGUUUUGAAAUAGUACAAGGCUUUUAAUCCAUCUUCACAAAAACUGAUUCAUAUGUUAAUGGAGAACUUCCAUGAAGAGUGCAUUCUAGGGUAGACGAAAACAGCUUUGCAGUAGUGUCAUGAACACUAACUAGCUCAGGUGCAUGAUCUUACUUGUUUACCCUUUAAAUUAUCAUAAUUGGGGGAGGAGACCUGAGACUAAAUUUACUCAUCCAAAUGUCUUGUCUGAUUGGUGAGUAAAAUCUUAAAGUUGCAGUGGGCUUUUAAACAACUUUUUUACAAAACCAAGUUCACAAAAUUUUUAGAACUUUCAAAAUGAAAUACUUCUCAUUUGGGAUUAAACAUUCCCCUGGAAUGCUUGCAAUCCAAACAUUGCACCCUAGUGGUGCUGUGUAAACAUCAGAAAGUGAAACUGACCAGUCAGUGUUUACUGUCCCCAUGAAUGAAGUGAAGUGAACGCUUACCACAAAUGAAAAGUACAGUUUGUCGCUCCUAAAACAAAACAGGAAGGGACCAUGAAGCAAGGUUAUUGGUCACUUUUCUAAACUUUUAGGAAUUUGAAAGAGCCAGUUGUAUUCUGUCCUUGCACAGUGUAGUGUGGUGUAGCGGGUUAGCAGGGAACAAGGAACCCUGGAUUUUAUUUUUGACUCGCUUUGUCACCAUAGGCAAGUUAUUUAACUUCUGUCUCUCUCAAUGAGUAUACUUCCAUGUUUCAAAGGUGUAUUGUAUGGCUUAUUGGUUCUAAAGCAUUUAGAAAUCUGAAGAUGCUAUAGAAAUGCAAGAUGGCAAUAGAUUUCAGGAAAAGAUGUAUUGUCGUGUUGAGAUGUUGAUAGAACACAUUGGGCCAGAAUCUUAGCUGGUAUAAAUGGGCGUAGAUUUCAUUAGUGCUUUGCUGAUUUAUACCAACUGAAAAUUGGCCCCGGUCAUCUUGAGCAGACUUAUCGUGAUGUCACUGUCUUUCUUGCAUGUGACUUUGUCUAUAAAGGUAAGGUUGGAAUUUAAACUUUAUAAUUAAUAAAUGGAACUUAUUGGAAGUCAUCUCUUCAUUCUGUUAAUGUUUUGUAAAUUGAAUCAGUACACCAGAAGCCCCAGCUUGCCUUUAAAGACAAGGUCACAGUGCAAGGAGGAAGGUAAAGCUGUGACUGUGUGCGCAGUGGUACUGCACAAUGUGUUAGUAACAUUCCAACACUGAAAAGUUGAUGCUUUUUUGAGGGUUAUGUAAGAUGAAAGAUCGUGCCCUGCUAGAACGACACUCUUGAAGAUUUUAAAAAUAUCAAAAUACCAAAGCAGGGAUACUAGUCUGUUCACUAAUGUACCCUAAAAUGUUGUUCUGUCUUGGAAUAAUAUUUAGCACUUACCUUCUUUGUGAAUCAAUUAAUCUCUUCUGAAGAGUUUCAAAGGAUAACAGUGAACCUGCUUCUUAACUUUUGUUGAGAAAUUAAUUUAAAGCGAUAGUUAAUGGAUCAUACGGUAGAACUGUUGAUUUCCCAAAGUGUUUCUUUGCACUGAUUGCCACUUUAAAGGCUGGGGGGUACCUAUAAGACCCUCGCAUGGUGCUUAGCCUAGUGGUGGUGGUGAAGCUGAGUGUUUCAUUGGUUAACACUGAAUGAUAGUCCUUGAGGUCUCUGGUUUUUGUGUGAUUUUGUUGGUCUGGUUUGUUGUUGGGUUUUUUUUUUUUUUUAAUCUUUGAUGUAAAACCUUUGAUCAAACUAUUGUAGCAGCUACAAAAUAAUUCACCAGCAUGACACAAAGGUCAAGAUAUUCAUCAGCACUUCAGAAAGAGAAGACUUUCUAAUCUUUCUUUAAAGUUGUAAAAUAUAUUUUAUGAAGAAUUUAUAAAGGCAGAAAAUUAUUGUGUAAUUUAUUAAGUUCAUGAUUGUUUUGAAAUAAAAUUGGAAUUUAAAUGAAA
This is a messenger RNA of Chelonia mydas (Green sea turtle), 6208 nucleotides long. RefSeq names its product PDLIM1 interacting kinase 1 like (gene PDIK1L). Bases 1820 to 2989 code for a protein of 389 amino acids. Gene Ontology annotation, molecular function: protein kinase activity; ATP binding. The transcript has 2 exons. NCBI's taxonomy places the organism in Eukaryota, Metazoa, Chordata, Testudines, Cheloniidae. Gene Ontology annotation, biological process: protein phosphorylation. The record is from RefSeq and is a predicted model, not a curated record.